CGAGCGCAGGAAGGGAGCGCCCGGCGGGGCGGGAGGGAGCGGCCGGAUCCGGCGGGGCUGGGGCCGGGGCUGCCGGCCCGCAGAGCCCGCGGGACGCCGGCGGCAGCGGCCAUGGCUUUCGGGAAGGCUCCGCGGGACGCGUUCGGCACGGCCGUGGGCAGCCUGGUGGAGCGGGCCACGCUCGGGUCGCUGCAGACGGAGGAGUGGGGACAGUUCAUGCACAUCUGCGACGUGAUCAACGCCACCGAGGAGGGGCCUAAAGAUGCAGUUAAAGCACUGAAGAAGAAGCUUUCAAAAAACUGUAACCACAAGGAGAUCAGGCUUACCUUGUCUCUGCUUGAGAUGUGUGUGGAGAACUGUGGCCCGAGAUUCCAGUCGUUAGUUGUGAAGAAGGAUUUCUGCAAAGACAGGCUGGUGAAACUGCUGAACCCAAGGUACAACCUGCCCAUUGACAUGCAGGAGAAAAUCCUGACCUUCAUCAUGGUUUGGGCACGAGGUUUUCAAGGGAUGGUGGAUGUGAGCGAAGUAAAAGAGGUUUACCUAGAACUGCUGAAGAAAGGAGUGGAGUUUCCAUCCUCUGACACCAGCACUGGUGGAUCCAAGAUUUCACCUGGGCCUUGUGCAAAGCCCUCCCCAUCCUCUGCCAGCCCUGCCAGGCGUUCCCUGCUGCCUCUCCCCACGGGCCCCACGCUGUUGCUGACUCCGGAGCAGAUUGGGAAGCUGUACAGUGAACUGGAUAUGGCAAAAAUGAACGUGAGAGUCAUGUCAUCAAUACUGAAAGAAAAUGUUCCUGGCUCUGAAAAUCUGGAUGAUAUGAAUCUUUUACAGAAAUUGUACAAGACGUGUCGGAUGAUGCAGGAGAGGAUCAUGGAAUUGUUGGUGACAGUGGAGAAUGAAGAUGUGAUUGUUGAGCUAAUACAAGUAAAUGAAGAUCUGAAUAAUGUCCUCUUGGGACAUGAAAGGUUCUCACGGAACAGAGUUCGUUUCCUGGAGAACCAGAGGAUACAGCGGGAGCGGGAGGAGCUGUACAGGAAACAGCCAUCUGCUCCCUCAAGUGAUCUACUUGGCCUCUCCAUAGAUUCUCCAUCUUCUGUGGUGCAAAGUGACCCUGCAGUGUCUCCUGCAGGAAAUGGCCUAUCUGCACACCCUGAAGAUAAAGCCAGGCCUCAUCCAUCAAUUUACCCACAGCUGGAUUCAGCAGCUCCUACAAAAGCUCAUCAAUCUUUAUUUACAGCUGAAGCACAAGACAAUAGUUCAAGCAGCCCAGCUGGACACACAUACAGCAAUGUGAACAUCUACAGCAAUCUGACGACUCUUUUAAGCCCAGUGCCUCUGAAUCCAAUAAAUCUGCAGGCUGGACAGACUGUGCCAUCAAAUGGACCAUCACCAACAGCUACAUCAAAAAACAAGUCGCAGUCACCUCAUUACUAUGAGAUAAUGGAAUUCGAUCCCUUGGCUCCCACUGAACCUAUUUAUGAAGAAAUCGAUGCUGUGCUGAAGACAGAAGUUAAAAACAACACAGACUGAAGGUAGAGGUGGAAUCCUUUCCUGAACACUCCCUGGUGCUGGUGCUGUGCAGUGCUUCCUGUGACUACAAGUGAAUAACAGAAGAGGUUUUGCAUUUUGACACAGUAAUUAGUGUUGGAGUACUAAGCUGUGUGCAAGUUCAAGAGUUACUCAGCUCUACACCUGAACAAUUUGUCCUGAAUGUUCAGCUGUGUGUUCUUCAAGGUCACUUGCAUGGUUAUUUUGAAGUAUUUUAGGGGCCUGUAAAAUGUGACUUCCAAAUUCACCUGUGUAUGGAGUAACACUUGACACGUGGCACAAGUAAACAAAAAAGACAUUACAUUCACAGGAACUGCAGAAUGCAGUUUCUCUUUUGGCCUCACUGCUAUAUUCAUCUCCCUAGAAAUAUUUAAGGAGCUUUUGAGAUUUUUUUUUUCUAGAAUUGGCCUCUUGAUAGAUGUCUGAAGACAUGCAGUGUUACUUUCCUACAUCCUUCAUACAGAUUUUCCUUUUUUAUUUUCUUCUUAAAAAUCCACAGUAUAGUUGGAUUUUUUUGUCUUGGGGAGAACCUAAGCUGGGACACAAAGUGCUGUUAUCUGUAAUUAACAGAACAGGAAAAAAAACCUGCUUGUUCCUAUGUGGUUGUUGUUGCUUUUAUUUACUCAGUAAAUAUUGGAGGAGGAUCAAUUAUUUCUUUCAAUGUUCCUGCCCUGCAGAAAUGUUCUGGUGAAGGAAAGAUUAAUUAUCUACAAUGCAGAUGAGCAAUAGUUACCCAUUUACUUUAAUUAAGUUGUUUAAUCCUGUUAAUAACUGUUUUCUUUUAGUAAGUGCCUUAUCUAUUUUCAUGCUGAAUGUAAACUGUGCACUUUAACAGGUAUAGUUCUCUGAAUUUAUAGCUCAUACAAAAUUUGAGACCUUAGUUCAUGUUCAUACCAGAUAAGCUACUUUUUUUUUGUGAAAUAACUGCAUUUUAAACAUUCCUUAUGUUAACUGUUUAAGGGAUAAGAAGUUCUCAGCUGCUUUUGCAAUUUUUGUAGCAUAAAAUUCCAAAUAAAAGCAAAUGCUUACUGAGAAGUAAA
This is a messenger RNA of Prinia subflava (tawny-flanked prinia), 2585 nucleotides long. RefSeq names its product target of myb1 like 1 membrane trafficking protein (gene TOM1L1). Gene Ontology annotation, cellular component: membrane; endosome. Gene Ontology annotation, molecular function: phosphatidylinositol binding; clathrin binding; ubiquitin binding. The coding region runs from base 112 to 1527 and encodes 471 amino acids. The record is from RefSeq and is a predicted model, not a curated record. Lineage: Eukaryota; Metazoa; Chordata; Aves; Passeriformes; Cisticolidae. The transcript has 15 exons. Gene Ontology annotation, biological process: signal transduction.